Molecule: messenger RNA, 2198 nt
Organism: Brienomyrus brachyistius
Lineage: Eukaryota; Metazoa; Chordata; Actinopteri; Osteoglossiformes; Mormyridae
Product: probable G-protein coupled receptor 34
Exons: 3
Coding region: 456-1553 (365 amino acids)
Biological process (GO): G protein-coupled receptor signaling pathway
Cellular component (GO): membrane
Molecular function (GO): G protein-coupled purinergic nucleotide receptor activity
Source: RefSeq, a predicted model, not a curated record
ACUCGUAAUUGCAAUGAUGUAUAUCAGGCGGCUGCCAGAACCAAGAGCCCAAAACCAUGACAGAACAGUAUGCUUCAGUCCACAAGGCUUUCGCUUUAUCGUGUCACCACUUCCAUACAGCUGAGGAAAGAGGAGGUCUUUGGGCAGGAGUCCUGCGUGCAGAGCAGUGCAGGCAGCGCGAGAAGCCACAGCACGACAGGAGAGCAGAACGGAGCCGCCCAAUGCUCCUGCUGCUGUGGGUUUGAUGAUUUAAUUACAGAAGCAGCACUGAAGGGGCUGGGAACAGCAAACUCAGAAAUUCUCACAAGCAAGAUGCAAAGGGGGAACGUCUGAAAAACGGCAGAAUUUUUUGUGCCUAUUUGGACCUCAAGCGGAAAACUCAAACUCUCAGGAACGACGUGCCUUCUGAAGAGCAGAGAACAACAAGAGCGGCAGUCGAUCCCAAGCUGCUGACCAUGAGUGCGCCCACCAUGAGCACCUACACGCAAAGUUAUUCCAUAGCGAACGGCACAGACUCCUGCGUCGAAGACUCCACGCUCAGGCUGCCUCUGGCCAUCUUCUACUCCAUCUUCUUUGUCUUCGGCUUGCUGGGAAACGCCCUCGCCCUCUGGGUGUUCAUCUUUGUCCAUGGCAAGAAGAACUCGGUGCGCGUGUUCCUCAUCAACAUCGCCAUGGCCGACCUCCUACUGGUGGCUUGCCUGCCUUUCCGUGUGGUCUACCACAGCAUCGGAAACCACUGGGCCCUGGGCCCCGUAAUGUGCAAGGUGGUGGGGAAUGUUUUCUACAUGAACAUGUACAUCAGCAUCACUCUCCUGGGCUUCAUCAGCGUGGACCGCUACAUCAAGAUCCAUCGGGGCAGCAGCCGGCGCCUCCUCAGCAGCUGCUGGAGCACCUUGGUCUGCGGCACCAUCUGGACCCUGUCCAUCACUGCCAUCAUCCCGAUGAUCGUGCUCUCCGAGGGCAACGAGGAGAAAGAAAAAUGCUUCCAAUACAAACACAGGAGGCAUGCGAAAGGCAAGGCCUACUUCAACCUUGUUAUGGUGGUAAUCUUCUGGUUGAUAUUCCUUCUGCUCGUCAUCUCCUACGGGAAGAUCGCCAUGAAACUGCUGGAAGCUUCCAAAAAGAAGCCCGAUCUUCCCAAUGCCAUUAAGUACAACAGGACGGCCAAGAAAUCAUUCUUUGUGCUCUUCCUGUUCACCAUCUGCUUCUGCCCCUACCACGUGUUCCGGAUCUUCUACAUCCAUUCGCAGAUCACCGAAUCUUCCUGUCACGUGAAGAGCAUCAUGGACAAGACUAACGAGGUAGUGCUGCUCCUCUCCACCUUUAACAGCUGUCUGGACCCCGUCAUGUACUUCCUGCUCUCUGCCUCGGUCCGCAAGGCCACCAUGCGGAUGCUCGGCAACUUCUUCCAGGUGCAGGAGAUUAGUGGUAACAGCUCAUCCACAGAGCUGCGCAGGGCCUCGCUGCCGCAGGUGUCCAGCACCCCACGGAACAGCAUCAGUCUUCUCAUCACACAACGCUGCAAGGCCUCCCCAAAUUCUUACCAGUGCUGACUUCCCUCGAGUGUCCUGUAGGGGGCACUGCCUGAACAUUGUGCGAGCAGGAGGCCCCGUGGCAGUACCUGUCUGCCCCACAACUCCAGGGUCCUAAGUGGGGUAGUAAGAAGGGCCGGGGCCAGGAGGAGGCUGCACUGCCGGAAGCCUCCAGCAGCCCCUUGCGCUGGGUAUCCCCGGAGAGGGAGCCUGGCUCUGGGAGUCGCUGGGCAUGGACCCCCUGGAAGCUGUUCUGGGUCCCCUUAAGGCACAGAAGGAGGGUCAGCGCCCGCGGGAAUCUGACAUGCCAGCACCGCCCAGCAGCUAGGCACGACACCGCGGGGAGCGAGCUGCCCGCUAUCGGAGGCCCCGCACCGGCGGCUGCCAGUGGACCCCUGGGACUCGCAUCAGAACUGAGGGUGGGGGCCCAGCAUGCCCUGCGUGCAAUUGUUUGUUGUUGUUCUUAAUGUUAACGGCUGCAUUUCCUUACUGCCCCGUGUCUUGUGUGUACCCGGAGCGAUCCUCACAUGCAUUUAGCUCGUACAUCUUGCAGUUUGGCAUCUAAGAACCCUGUGUUUACCAUCUGUGUGGUUGGUUCUAUGCUCCUUGGGUGCUUGUUGUAGUCCUUUUCCGGGCUGCUAAUAAAGAGCGUGAUUUAACCGGUCA